Messenger RNA from Hordeum vulgare subsp. vulgare (domesticated barley), 2380 nucleotides. RefSeq names its product desmethyl-deoxy-podophyllotoxin synthase-like. The transcript has 2 exons. The record is from RefSeq and is a predicted model, not a curated record. NCBI's taxonomy places the organism in Eukaryota, Viridiplantae, Streptophyta, Magnoliopsida, Poales, Poaceae. Gene Ontology annotation, molecular function: heme binding; monooxygenase activity; oxidoreductase activity, acting on paired donors, with incorporation or reduction of molecular oxygen. The coding region runs from base 96 to 1649 and encodes 517 amino acids.
CUCAAUUUCAGUUGAGAUCGGAGGAAGCAUUCCUUGCGUGAAUACUCAUACACACCAACACACGAAGCGAAAUUCCCUACGUGACACUACAUAUAAUGAUGCAUGGAGCGAAGCAUUGGCCAGGCCCCAGAGCGCAAAUGGAGGACGCCUACGUCGUCGUCUACCUCGGCAUAGCUCUCUUGCCGCUGCUCAUCGUACUCGCAUGCCGCAGGAGCUGGGGAGUGCGGGGUGAUGGUGGCCGCGGCCUGCUCCUUCCGCCGGGGCCGUGGCAGCUGCCGGUGAUCGGGAGCCUGCACCACCUCGUCCUGGCCGGGCAGCUCCCUCACCGCGCGAUGCGCGACCUGGCGCGGCGCCACGGGCCGGCCAUGCUGCUCCGGCUCGGCGAGGUGCCCACGGUGGUGGUGUCCUCCCGGGAGGGGGCGCGCGAGGUGAUGAAGACCCACGACAAGUCCUUCGCGAUGAGGCCCGUGAGCGCCACCAUGCGCGUGCUCACCAACGGCGGCCGGGACAUCGUGUUCGCGCCCUACGGGGACUACUGGCGCCAGCUCCGGAAGAUCGCCGUCGUGGAGCUCUUCACCGCGCGCCGCGUCCGCUCCUUCCGCGCCGUCCGCGAGGAGGAGGUCGCCGCAGCCCUCCGCGGCGUCGGCGAGGCCGCGGCGGCCGCGCGCCCCGUGGAGAUGCGCGGGCUGCUGGCCGCGCUCGUGGCGGACAGCACGGUGCGCGCCGUGAUUGGCGACCGGUGCAGGGAGCGGGACGCGCUCCUCCGGGAGCUCGACCGCUCCAUGCAGCUCGCGGCGGGGUUCAAUCCGGCCGACCUGUGGCCUUCGUGGCGGCUCGCCGCGCGGCUCAGUGGCGCCAAGGAGUGCCACGAUACCGUGCACGGCAUCCUCGACGGCAUCGUCAAGGAGCACCUGGAGAGGACGGACGGCGGCGAGGACCUUCUUGACGUGCUGCUGAGGAUCCAGAAGGAAGGUGGCCUCCAGUUUCCGCUCGACAUGGACGCCAUCAAAUCCGUCAUCAUGGACAUAUUAGGUGCGGGGAGUGAAACAGCAGCUACGACGCUGGAAUGGGCCAUGGCAGAGCUGGUCAAGAACCCGAGGGCCAUGCACAAGGCGACGGCCGAGGUACGGCGAGCCUUCCAUGCCGGCGGCACCGUGGCCGAGCAAGACCUAACAGAGCUCGCAUACCUACGCCUGGUCAUUUGGGAGACAUUGCGGCUGCACCCACCCAUACCGCUGCUGUUCCGCGAGUGCCAGAAAUCAUGCCAGGUGCUGGGGUACGACGUGCCGCGUGGCACGCAGGUGCUGGUCAAUGCCUGGGCGCUGGGGCGAGAUGAGCGCUACUGGCACCACGCGCCCGAGGAGUUCUGGCCGGAGCGUUUCGAGGGAGAAGCGGCGGUGGACUUGGGGGCCGUCGACUUCGUGUUCCUGCCGUUCGGCGCCGGCCGCAGGAUGUGCCCUGGGAUGGCGUUCGGCGUCGCCAACGUAGAGCUCCCGCUCGCGAGCUUGCUCUUCCACUUUGAUUGGGAGUGGGCAUGCUCGGCGAAGGUCGACAUGACCGAGGCAUUCGGCCUCACCGCGAGGCGGAAGGACCAGCUCCUGUUGCUCCCUGUCCUUCGGGUACCACUUCCUCGUGCCUGUCUAGUCUAGUCUAGUCGAUAUUAACUGUAAGAGUUGGAUAUAUAAUGUGAAAAUUAUAGUUAUUCCCACGGUCAGAAAUAAACAGCAAAAUGUUCUUCUUGCAUAACAUAGUUAUUACCGUAUUAUGCAAUAUAACUCACACUACAAUAAACCAAUGCUCCCAGUCUUCAUUACUACAGUAUUAAAAAAGAAAACAGAAAUUUUCCUAAAUCCUACCGAACAAGUGUACACAUGACAAUUAGAACCAACAAACGAUUGAUCUGACCGGGCUGGAUGAAGGGCUGGUAUGUAGAAUGUGUCCGUAUGUUAAGCAUUAUUGCACCAACAAAUCCCUAAUACCGCCCGGCAAUCCUUGGUCCACGCCCCACGCACGUACGUUGCAUCUUCCCAACUAUGCGGCCCUCAGAUCCCGUCUCGGGUGUCAUCGCCUCACGGUGCCGGCAUAGGCUUCCCAUCCCGUUUGCCGCUAGAUGUGGUCAUGCCAACGACGAGGGUAGGACGCGGGAGGACUUCCCUCACCGCCCUGCCCUGCUGUCCCUUCGGUCCUCAUCACCCUCACGCUUCUCACGCAUCGGCGUCUCCCCGCCGCCUCCACGCCUUCCGUAGCAGGCCAGGGCCGGAGCAGGGAGUGACGCGUGCUGACGACGUCGACGCGCCCCUGAUUGUCACACCAGGCAUGAUGGCCCGACCGAGCUGUUAAUGGCUCGUGAAGCUCUCGUUGCCGCGCUGUAGUGGGUGCG